Messenger RNA from Microthlaspi erraticum, 1908 nucleotides. The record is from the annotation of a GenBank genome assembly. NCBI's taxonomy places the organism in Eukaryota, Viridiplantae, Streptophyta, Magnoliopsida, Brassicales, Brassicaceae.
AUGGAUUCGCGAGAUAGAAAGGGUAAGGGUAUUGCCGUGGAUAAUGAUGACAAGACCAAGCGUCGGGCCCGGUUAUCCGGCAAUCCCGACAGGCUUCUUGGCGAGGCUAUCCGUGCGGAUGCGGCCGAGGCGCAUCGGAGAAAGGCUGCCAAAGUGGAGGCCGCGGCGGAGGCUGAAAGAGUGGUUGAGAGGGCUGAGAUGGAAGAGGCGAUAAGAGUCGCUGCCGAGGCCGAGCGUCGAGAAGCGGCGGAAAGAAGGAUGAAAGCAAGGGAAGAGUGCGCCCCUUGCGAUGAUUAUGACUCCGAAGAGGGAUACCACGACGGAAUCCCAUCAGAAGACUCCGAUGCUGAUUCGGAACGCGAUGACGAAGGGGUUUCAGACCGUGCUCGUCUGAAGGGCAUCCCCGAGAUUAUCAAGAUGCCGGAACACGCUAAAUCCAAGAUGCCGCAUAUAUCGGAUGGUAGGACGUGGAUGACUCCCGAGAUUCUUACAGCGCUGGCAAAGAGAGUCGGCUUCUCGGGUUGUGUUGAGUUCCGGAUUCCGAAGGAGCAUGAAAGGCCUUGCGACGCUCCGCCGGGGUGGAUAUGCGUGUACGAAUGCUUUUUCACCGAGUUCGGGAUGAAAUUCCCUUUGCCUUUCUUGUUGCUGAGAUUUGCCGCCGAACGAGGUGUCGAUGUGAGGCAGUUGACCCACGGCGUAUUUCGCCACAUGAUUUUCACGGAAGCCUUAGCGAAGGCCGCGAACGUCAUGUUUGAUCGCCAUCUUUUUGAGAACGUCACGGAUCUUCGUGCCGGAUCCAAAUGGGAGGGAAAUUAUAAGCGUUUCCACACCGCGAUGAGGCACAAGAUCGUUUUCGGCGACUAUCGGGAUAAGAUCCCCGACUGGAUGCGUUAUUUCUUUUUCGUGAAGAUUAGCAAAGAUUCGGCCGGGAAAUUCAAGCCUGAACAAAUCAAGACCGAUUGGGUCACUUCGCCCGAGCCAUUAAGACGGGUGAGGCCGAGCAGCGCCCUUAAGGACAAAUUCAAAGCUUUGAGAGAUCUUAGUCAUAAGAUCUGGCCCGAGGUCGUGGAGAAACUCGAGAGGGAGAAGAGAGAGAGGAAGGAGAGGAAUGAAGGGAGAAGAAAGCCUGCUGUCCCCGUGACUCCAGUAUCCACGAGGUCGCCCCAACUUAAGAAGAAGCCAAUGGGUCUUAGGAAGAGGACCGCCGUGCCGAUUGACGACGUCGUCGUUGCUUCGGAGCCGGUGCUGAAAAAAAAGAGGGUUGGAUCUCCGAGGUUGAGGGACUCUCCUUCUCCUUCUCUCUGGAGUUCUUCCAUCGCGUCACGUACGAGGGCUUCGGCGAAGAGGACCUCGUCUCCUACUCCAAAAAAGGUUCCGGAGAGAGUGGUCGAGCUUGAUUCUCCUCCUUCGGACCGUGAUGGUGACGUACCUCGUCGAGAUGAGAGCGCUUCUCGUCGCGGCGACGACAUGAGGACUCCGCCAUGCGGUACUUCGCCAGUUCGGGAGGAGGAGUUCCUUACUUCCCGCGACGACGGUCCUUCGUUUGACCGAGGUGGUGGUCCGGAGGGAGAUGGAUCGCUUCGACGCCCUGAUGACGAGGCGGUUUCUCGUCGUUCGGAGGCACACGGUUCUGCUCCUGACCCGAAUCUUGAUGCUAAGGACGACGGCGUGCUACCAAAGACCGAACCUGAGGAUUACAAUCCUCAUGCAUUCAAGAUGCGGUGGUAUGGUGUCGGCCCUCUCAUGGAGGAUCGGGACGCUUGUGGAGGGAAGACUUGGUCUUCCAAGGUUCAUCCUACUUGGGGCAUCCCACGCGAAGGUCUGGCGUUUAGAGAUGAUUUUGACGAGGCGGAUCAGCAUCACGUCAUGUCUAGCGGGAAGUUUACUACGCUGGUCAAAAAGUAUUAA